CGGGCGCGAUUGGCCGAGGCGGGCGGCGUGCUGACGUCAGAGCGCGGCGCGGGCGGCUGCGUGAGGGCCGGCGGCGCGGAGGGGACGCCAUGAGCAAGGCGCAUCCGCCCGAGCUGAAGAAGUUCAUGGACAAGAAGCUCUCACUGAAGCUGAACGGCGGCCGCCACGUGCAGGGCAUUUUGCGGGGCUUCGAUCCCUUCAUGAACCUCGUCAUCGACGAGUGCGUGGAGAUGGCGCAGGGAGGGCAGCAGAACAACAUCGGCAUGGUGGUAAUACGAGGGAACAGCAUCAUCAUGCUGGAAGCUUUGGAGCGAGUGUAGAGCCAGCGAAACCCGCCGCGGUUUGUGCAUUCCCUUCCCUGAACUUGGAGUGAAAACUUAUUCAGUGUUCAGUAGCGUAAACUUAUUUUCUUUUCUAUGAAUAAAUUUUGUAAUGGUUGAAGUAA
Cygnus atratus (black swan) is the source of this 445-nucleotide messenger RNA. It is a transcript of the gene SNRPG, whose product is annotated as small nuclear ribonucleoprotein polypeptide G. The record is from RefSeq and is a predicted model, not a curated record. The transcript has 4 exons. Gene Ontology annotation, biological process: mRNA splicing, via spliceosome; spliceosomal snRNP assembly. Bases 90 to 320 code for a protein of 76 amino acids. Gene Ontology annotation, molecular function: RNA binding. Gene Ontology annotation, cellular component: U4 snRNP; SMN-Sm protein complex; precatalytic spliceosome. NCBI's taxonomy places the organism in Eukaryota, Metazoa, Chordata, Aves, Anseriformes, Anatidae.